UGCCGCCUCUGCUGUUACCUAAACUGGAAGGCAGCGUGAGAGGAGCGCGGAGAGGCUGGAGCGAGGAGGUCGCGGGAGCGCGUGGGCAAGAGGACUUUGCCCAGGGGAAACAGCCGCCGCCGUCGCCUUUGAUCCCUCCAGCAUCCCGCCGGCUUUUGAUUUUUUGCUGCUGGUCCUUAAUUUGAUCCCUUGCUCUUUUUCUCCUCUCCUUUUUCAAAACCCAUCCUGCCAAACAAAGGAAACAGAAGGAACAUACACACAAACGCGCGCACGCCUAUUUGCCGGAGGAAGGAGACAUGCGUUCGAUUCGGAAGAGGUGGACUAUCUGCACGAUAAGUAUCCUCCUGAUUUUUUACAAGACAAAAGAGAUUGCGAGAACGGAGGAGCACCAGGAGACACAAGCCAACGGAGACGGUGAGCUAAGUUUAAGUAGAUCAAUGGUCAAUAGCUCUGAUAAAAUAAACCAAAAGAGUGGCUCUUCAUUGUUCCAGCAUUCCGUAGAAAGAUGGAAAAUCAAUUCUUCCUUGGUACUGGAAAUAAGGAAGAACAUUCUUCGUUUCUUGGAUGCAGAAAGAGAUGUCUCAGUAGUCAAAAGCAGCUUCAAGCCAGGAGAUGUAAUCCAUUACGUGCUAGACAGACGCCGCACACUAAAUAUUUCUCAGGAUUUACACAGUCUUCUUCCUGAAGUUUCACCGAUGAAGAACCGCCGAUUUAAGUCAUGUGCUGUUGUAGGAAAUUCUGGUAUUCUCCUUGAUAGUGGCUGUGGAAAAGAGAUUGACAACCACGAGUUUGUUAUAAGGUGCAAUCUAGCUCCCGUGGUGGAGUAUGCUGCCGAUGUGGGGACUAAAUCAGAUUUUAUUACCAUGAACCCAUCAGUUGUACAAAGAGCAUUUGGAGGCUUUCGGAAUGAGAGUGACAGAGAGAAAUUUGUGCAUAGGCUAUCCAUGCUGAAUGACAGUGUCCUUUGGAUCCCUGCUUUCAUGGUCAAAGGCGGAGAGAAGCAUGUGGAGUGGGUUAAUGCAUUAAUCCUUAAGAAUAAAUUGAAAGUGCGAACUGCCUAUCCAUCACUGAGACUUAUUCAUGCUGUCAGAGGUUAUUGGCUGACCAACAAGGUUUUCAUCAAGCGACCUAGCACAGGACUCCUCAUGUACACACUUGCUACGAGGUUCUGCGAUGAAAUUCAUCUCUAUGGAUUCUGGCCCUUCCCGAAGGAUAUAAAUGGAAAGCCAGUCAAAUAUCACUAUUAUGAUGACUUAAAGUAUCGAUUUUUUUCUAAUGCCAGCCCACAUAGGAUGCCAUUAGAGUUUAAAACUUUAAGUAUGUUACAUAACAGAGGAGCACUUAAAUUGACGACGGGGCGGUGUGCGCAGUAAUAAAGCACAAGUCGAGGACUAGGAGAAGUGCCGGAUAUGGGCUUCGCCAUGCAGAUUUUAUGGAAGAGCAGUGGGAUCAAAACAGUGGAUUUAUCCCUGUGCGCUGUACCAAGCCAUUGGAGAACAAGGAAGUGCACCGCAACUCCCGUACCAGCGAACAUUUUUACCUGUUGAAGUGCUAAAUCUUGAGUGCAAUGGUUCGAGUAAGUGCCACUUUCUCUAAGAGCAAAGCUUGAAUGUAUAAAAUCAGUAGUGUUUACAAGAUCCAACGAUGCAUUCAUCACCUGUUAAAGAAGCAAAUAGUCCAUUUGCUGCUCAUUUGCCAACACAAAGUCUGGCAGCUGUGUAACGAAACACCCAAGAGGUGGGGUCUGCCCUGAAGGAAAUACUUUGCAUUUGGCAGCAACAAUCAAGGCGGAAUUGGCAGAGCAGUGGAUAACAUCACAAACAUCAAGCAAAAUACCUUCAGCCGGGGCCAUCCCUGGCUUUGUAUUAUAACCUUUCUCUUUUUCCUCCCUGUUUUUAAAAUUGUCAUUCAUUUUCUAUGGUGUUUGAGUAUUGGAGCCCCUUAAGGGAUUUUGACAAGAUAAUACUAUGAACAUUUUAAGUAAUCUUCAAGAAGUGGUCUUAGAAGAUCUUAUUUUUUAAACAAAAUCUUCCUUGCAUCUUAUUGCUCAGCUUACUCAUUGCAGCUGAAGUUGCCUCCACGUGACAACUUGCUGCUGCAGUAACACAUAGAGCCAGUCAUCAGGUUUUGCCCCCGCAGCCCUAUAUCUCAGCACCAGCCACUGCUAGGAACAUGUUCUGCUGGGGAAGGCGAUGUCGGGAUGUGUAUGGGAAAUGGGAGCAGGGAGGGUCAUCUCACUAGGUUGUUCUGGAUGGUAUAACUUGUUGAAAAAAGCUUAGGAUCUCCCAACUGCUUUUAGGUGCUUCUUUUAGGGUGAACUGCAUGUUACAAUAAACACACAACAAAAGUGUGCUCAAACUUCUGAACAAAAAGCAGCUGUGUAGUCACAAUCUGGACUGGUGA
Podarcis raffonei (Aeolian wall lizard) is the source of this 2403-nucleotide messenger RNA. It is a transcript of the gene ST8SIA4, whose product is annotated as ST8 alpha-N-acetyl-neuraminide alpha-2,8-sialyltransferase 4. Lineage: Eukaryota; Metazoa; Chordata; Lepidosauria; Squamata; Lacertidae. The transcript is spliced from 5 exons. The coding region runs from base 297 to 1373 and encodes 358 amino acids. Gene Ontology annotation, biological process: N-glycan processing; oligosaccharide metabolic process. Gene Ontology annotation, molecular function: alpha-N-acetylneuraminate alpha-2,8-sialyltransferase activity. The record is from RefSeq and is a predicted model, not a curated record.